AUGGUUUCAAUGAAAGGUUCCAUUGGUCCAGUUGUUCACCACUAACAUCCGUCUCACAAGAGAAGGUAUAGUACUGGUGACGAACUGUCCAAUUCCCUUAAAGCAGCAUCGCAAGACUAGUAAAAUUCAUUGCCGAAGCUUCCGGUGAUCGCUAACCGCCUCUCUGACGGCCUAUCAACGACCGCACAUAUGAGUAUGGCCCAAUGGGCGAGAACUUAACCAAGAAUGCACCAAUGAUAAUUUUGACAUAUACAACAAAUCGAAAUCGAAAGAAUCCUCCAUCAUUUAUUUUCGAAGAGUGACUAAGAGUCAUUUGCAGUCACAAUCUCUUCGUGCACGGAGGGUCGCUAUCACGCGUUUGUUAAAAUGAGCUGGAUUUCAUCUUGUGUGCAAAAUUCAACCGGCGGGGAGUAUUCUAAUCGGAAGUUCAGGAAGCCACCCGAACGAGAGAUAUGUACGUUUAUUUCGUAGAUUUAUUUCAACUUUCUCAUGUCGAUUUUGCAGUAAAUUAAAAUAAACUAGGUCAGGGCCUUCAAAUUUUGAUUUUAUUGUUUUGUUGUCCCUAAGAUGGCCGACGUGCUGGGAUCUCUUGCGUCAUCCAGACGGUCAGAGCGACAUUUUGAGCUCAAAAUGUGCAUUUUUUAAUCCAAGAAGUCUGUUAGAGACCCCGUUAAACGAGAUAUUCUAAACACGAUAGCAGAGCUAGCAAAAAUGUCUGUUUUUAUGGACAUUUUCUAGUCAACUUAGGCUAUCUAGAAGGGCAGGAAUUUUUCCAUUCCUAUACAUGGUGUGUUCCAUCUUUAUAUAGACCCUCGGUCUACACCUGAGGAGUUCUUGCCCUGGUAUUUGUAGUUACACAUUUUGGCAAGCUAAGGGUGCCACUUACUUCAGAUAGUCUCUAAAAACCUUUACCACUAUGCUGAGAUCCGUUUCAUUGCUAUAAAUUCUAAAAAGUUACCCCAUAUGGUAUGUCAUAAGCUUGAUUGAUCUAACAUCGAGCUGGAUGAAAAACUGCAGCCCGUUGAUUUAAAGCCCAUUAGCGGCUUCUUGAAGCCAGCCUUUCCGCUUAUAUCAGCCUUCAGUACGAGUUGCAGUCCUUUGUUGUUUUUGUUCCUUCGUCUCCUCUAGUUGAUCAACUACCACCGUACUGUCAUUUUUUAGGGAGAGCUAUUUACAGGCCAGCCAAAUGGUGCCUACACAGACCUUGCUGCAGCCUCUGCAACAACAAAUCGUUGUGGACCCCAACGCGGCACAGCAGUCGACGACGUUUGCUAUUCAGGCCAGCGAUGGCAGUUUGAUUCCCGUGCAGUUAGCCACUUCAUCUAGUGGCGGUCCCUUAAUUAUGCUUAUGCCCAGCGCUCAAACCCAGCAGACCAUCUACACUUCGCAACCGCUCCCGUCCGCUACAACCACGAUCGAUGGUACUCUAACGGCCCAAGGUCAGGCAACCAUCAUUGGAUCCACAGUUGAGGAUGAGAACCAGCUUCUCCAAGCCCAGCAGUCCCAACAGCAAUGUCAAGCGGCUAACCAGGUACAAAUUGUGCAUCAGCCUACAGCCAACCAAGUCGCACAGACGGUUACUGCGACACAAGUGCUACAACAAACGGCGACGGCGAAUAAUCAAGCGGCCGCCAAUGCUGCAGCCCAAGCUGCAAUGAAUAGUGCGCUGUCCGGUUCGGUUAGCGUUAGUGCUGAGGAGCCGCUCUAUGUUAAUGCCAAGCAGUAUAACCGGAUCCUCAAGAGGCGCCAAGCUCGUGCCAAGUUGGAAGCCCAGGGUAGAAUCCCGAAGGAACGGCGGAAGUACCUUCAUGAAUCCCGACACAAACACGCCAUCAAUCGUGUUCGGAACGCCGGUGGGAGGUUCUUCUCCCCUUGUAAGGAGAACAAUGUGAACCAGGUUGCGUCUCAAUACGCUCUUUUCUUUGGCAACUAUUCAUAGAUUGCAUGUCAGUUUUGUUUAACGGUGACUUUAGUGAUUACGAUUCAACAGCAUGUAGGGUUUGCAUUUCUUGGUUUAGUUUUUUCUUGACGCAAGCCUAGCUUGCAGAUUACUCCAAUUCUCGCCUACUCUGUGCAUCUAGCUUGAAUUUUUGCCAAAGAAAUAGCAUUUGAGCAAUAACUUCUCUGUUAACUACUUUGCUUAGUUCCCCUUUUUUUCUAUUUUUAGCUUACCAAAGGUCAAACUAA
Spirometra erinaceieuropaei is the source of this 2187-nucleotide messenger RNA. NCBI's taxonomy places the organism in Eukaryota, Metazoa, Platyhelminthes, Cestoda, Diphyllobothriidea, Diphyllobothriidae. The record is from the annotation of a GenBank genome assembly.